CGUUUGAAACAACAGCCUUUUUUAUUGAACCUUGAUGAAAUGUUAGAAAGACUUGAUACUAAUUGAAUUUUAAACCAAGUUUAAACUCAGAACCGAACUGUUCAGCAAACUGUUAAGUAUCUCAGAAAAUAGUCUACUAGAUUUUACAAAUUGUGCACAUUAAUAAAGAAGUGAAGAAUGAGAGGGAAAGACCUUUUAAAAACGUCUUCGGCAAAAAGAAAAUUGUUAGGUGCCCCUGUCUUGUGCGCUGUACUCAUUGUACUGGUCAUUGUGCCGGGUCUGAAUGGACAUUCAGAAAGAAGCAGACAGAAGAGAUCCGAUGAUAUUUUGUCUCGAGUUCCUUUAAUUGAUGGCCACAACGACCUGCCGUACCAAUACCGUGUUCUAAAGAACAACUCUGUCAAUACAGUGGAUCUUUUCACAUGGGCGGAUGUUCACACGAAUAUUCAGAAACUUCGUCAAGGAAAAGUGGGCGCCCAGUUUUGGGCCGCCUACGUUGACUGCGGCACUCAGUACAAAGAUGCUGUCCGGGUUUCGAUGGAACAAAUUGACACAAUCAAGAGAUUUAUAGCUCGUUACCCAGAAGUGUUUCAAUUUGUAACUACAGCACAGGGUAUACUUGAUGCUUUUGCUGCAGGUAAAAUAGGGAGUCUGAUCGGAUUAGAGGGAGGCCACUCUAUUGACAGCAGUUUGGGAAACCUUCGUAUAUUUUAUGAGCUAGGUGUGCGCUAUAUGACCUUGACUCACAGCUGCAAUACACCCUGGGCAGAUAAUUGGAAGGUAGACAAUGACAAUUCUUAUCAGUUUGAUGGACUUACACCUUUUGGCGAGCUUGUUGUUAAAGAAAUGAAUCGCCUCGGCAUGAUGGUAGACUUGUCACAUGUAAGUUACAAAACAAUGGAAGACGCCAUUGCUGUUUCUCGGGCGCCAGUGAUAUUUAGCCACUCCGGCGCCUACGCGAAAUGUGCACACAAUCGAAAUGUUAGAGACCAAAUAUUGAACAAGCUGCCAAAAAACGGUGGCAUUGUGAUGGUAGUGUUCUACAAUGACUAUAUCAACUGUUCUUCAACUGCUUCGGUGGAGCAAGUCGCUGAUCAUAUAGAUCACAUUAAAAACUUGAUAGGUGUAGACCAUGUUGGCAUUGGUUCAGAUUAUGACGGUGUCCCCAGAAUGCCAGAAGGGCUGGAAGACGUCUCCAAAUUUCCCAAUUUAAUCGCUGAGCUCCAGAAACGUGGUUGGUCAUCAGAAGACCUGGAGAAGUUGGCGGGCAGAAACCUGUUAAGAGUUUUUAAGGAAGUCGACAAGGUCAGAGACCAACUGUCUAAAGAAGAAGCUAUUGAAUAUGAGCUACCACUUGAACUAUCAAUGAAUCAGACUUGUAGAACAAACAUUAAGUAGACCUGGCGAUGCACCAUUUCCUUCAAGCACUGUAAAGUAGAGAGCUACUAGAGCCAUGGUUUUAACUUAGUUCCUUAACCAUCUUCAGUAAUUGUAACAUUUUUUGUUGUUAUUUUCUUUCUAGGGACGUUCAGAUCUUAUAAUACUAUUUUUAACAUGGCACUUGAGAAUAUUGUUAUCAUGAUAUCAUCAAUGAACUGAAUGAUAUCAAAAAUAUCUUUUCAAUAAUUAAUAAACGGUUAAAAAGUUAGACAAUGAAUAUUUCUUUUAAAUAUGUA
Molecule: messenger RNA, 1676 nt
Organism: Biomphalaria glabrata
Lineage: Eukaryota; Metazoa; Mollusca; Gastropoda; Planorbidae
Product: dipeptidase 1-like
Exons: 12
Coding region: 178-1398 (406 amino acids)
Biological process (GO): proteolysis
Molecular function (GO): metallodipeptidase activity
Source: RefSeq, a predicted model, not a curated record